Molecule: messenger RNA, 5605 nt
Organism: Pseudo-nitzschia multistriata
Lineage: Eukaryota; Bacillariophyta; Bacillariophyceae; Bacillariales; Bacillariaceae
Source: the annotation of a GenBank genome assembly
UCCAUUCUKAAAGUUUUGUCUUCGAUCAAGGUGAUCUCCUGCUACCGUACAACAAUCCAACUUCCUAAUCACCUCUAUAACACAAGAAAGAUAAUAACAACGAUGAGUAGCAUCGAGAGCGAAGAACCGAUGAAAAAACUGGCGAGGCUGUAAGUAAUACUUCCUUAGCGUAUUCAAAACCUACGGUACAUUUUGAGAUAUCGUGGAAAUAAAAUGGCGAAGUAUCAACUUUCGUUACUAUCUUUUUCUUGUUUAGUUCGAUAUCAUCACCACGAUCCCGAUUUGUAUCUUUCUGAUGACUUGCUUUCUUUGCGUCCAGGUUGAAAAAGGCAGCCUCAGAGUUGAUUGCUGAGGGAGAUCCUUGGGCCAAACACAAAAUGGAAAAGGUACCAGCUGAACGAGUCAUUCGGCAUAUGUACCAACCAGAUACUCAAACGUGGAAACAAGACCAGACCAUUGUUAAAAUGGAGAAGGAACCCUUUACAAACGGGGCAAUGCGCUUUUGCUAUCGGAUGAAAAAACGCUCACCUCCUCCGCAAUCUUCCUCCAAUCAUCGAUUUCAUGACUAUGGAUGGACCCGAGCUUCAAAUUUUGUUGCAAAAGCAUACCUCGACGAUAAAGGAGAGAUUGAUACAUCCGAAGAGGCGAAACAAAAUGUUCGAAAUGAUAUAUUGUUGCAGUAUGAGGCAUCCCAUUGGGCGUCGCGGUUCAAUGACAAAAGCCCUCCCAAAAGAAUCAUUUUUAUCCGUGCCUAUGCUAUCGAAUUCCCUGAUAGGGAAGGACAACCUUGGUUUGCGGUUGAACGAUUUAUAUUUGGAAAUGGUGUGUUUUCAAAACCAGUGCGCCUAGUAUCUAUCACUUUUUGUUAUUGGCUGUGGCUAAACUCUCACGAUCAAUAUUUUAUUCUUCUUUGGCGGACGUGACACAGAUAUGUAUGGAGCAGGGUUCACAAAACAUAAUACCAACUCCGGUUACGUCGAUGACGAUUUACGCCGAAUUACUCCACAGGUGUGUUCAUAUUUCUUGCAUGUCUCUCAAGAGAUAUUUUGAAUAUUUAUGCUGGUCAUCUUUUAGAGUUUGAUGAAAUGAAUCAUAAACUGUUACUUUUUCUGACUUAAUKAUGCAUUUUUCAUUCACGACUCUUUUCGAAUCCCUUGGCAUGAUGCAACGAUGAAACAAUGUCGAGACAGGUUUUUUCCGCAUUUUCAUUUUACGAGUCGGAAGGAAACCGUUUGGUAGCCGAUAUCCAAGGUGUCGGAAAUAUGUUCACGGAUCCACAGGUAUUGUCUAGCGAUUACCGUUUCGGAGACGGUGACCUCGGGCCUCGUGGGAUGGCUUUAUUUUUCAAAACCUUUCGUCACAACACAGUUGCAACUGCGAUGGGAAUUCCUGUGUUUCCUCUCUCGAAAAACGAACUCAAGCAUCAGUCAAAAUAUGAAGAAGAUGAAUAUUCGGCAUCGGAGGAUGAUCCUUCUCUUCUCGAUACUUUGAAAGGGUUGAAUCGUUUUGAAAAAAUGGAUAUCAAUAGGAGUCGGAGACAAUCGRUUUUACACAUGCCACCGAAAGCAAUCGUAUCGGAUGAUCUUCAGGCAACUGAAAGAAGAUCAAACAUGGUGAAACACGACAAACCCAAACCAGUGAAAGAUGUAAAGAAAUCUCAAAAUUUUGCUCGCCUGAAACGCACAACUUCUGAAGUUGAUGAGGUUCAAUUGUGUUUGAAUAUAGCCAAGGAAGAUUUUGAAUUUAACAUGAAGACUUAUCUUCGAAAUGAGAGUGGAGAACUCAUGCAAAAAGUUGAUCGGAGGAAGGGAUUGGCUAAAAGAUCAAGUCUUAUAAUUCGAUCAGUUUCAGCUCCGAUCGAAAUUUGCGACAGUACCAAGUUGAAUCUUGGUCGAGURCAUUACCAAUUAGCUAUUUUGCACGGCAUCGGACGAUUCCCAGAAAUUGUACCUUCAAAUGAUUCGGAAGAUGCACCGUCUCACGACGUAUUCUCGGUACUCUUUCAUCUUGCUCAUGCAGCCAGUCUACGAUGCGUUCCAGCGUGCCUGGCGCUCGGAAGAAUUCUUGCCGGGCUAGGAACAUCCGUGAGUGAUCUCUUGGAUUCUUUCGUCCCGGUUGAUUUCGAAGCCGCCAAGGAUCUGUUGAAACGUGCAAUGGAGUCAGAAUUCCCWCCCAAUGCRCCUAAGGUAGCAGCUGGUUGUGUUUUGUAUCAACUUUAUCUUGACGAAAUUUCAGUGGCUCGACAAGGGAUCAAGAACGAUACAGAGGACGACGGUCAGGAUCAACCUUUUACGAAGCAGUCAGUAGCAUCAGAUCUAGUCUUGAUCAAUCUACUAAAAGRAAUUUUGGAGCUUAUCGCAGCUCGUGACGAUGAACGCGAAUCAAAUCGCCAAUUCAAAGAUCGCAAAGCGACCAGUACGCAUACUUUCCGAGUGGGUGACAAAGUUCAGGGGGAUUAUUGCUUAGAAGGAAACUACUAUCCUGGAGUUGUGGACUCGGUAUCGGAAGAUGGCACAAUGGUUAAYGUCACAUAUGAUGACGAUGGAACAACUGAAUCUUUACCAAAAGAGCAUGUGCGAAUGAUUAUCCCUCCCACUGCCACUCAAACCGAAUCGGGAGGACCUCUUACGGAUGAAGAGGCCGGCUUUGGGAUAGGUGGYGAUGAAACGGUUACAAUUGCAACCUAUCAAUUAAGAGCAGAUCUUGCAGAGUUAUUGGCAAGCUCGGGUGAUAAGAUACAAGCGUCCGAAUUGUACGAGGAAGCUGCACGYGAAGCAAUAGAAGCAAAAAAGAUGAAAAUAGCUUCUGAGUGGAGUUUGAAGGCAGCUGAAUUAUUGGAUUAGAUCCACCACACAGUUUCCGAUUUUAUGUCUGAUUKUAUUUCUUGUUUCAUAAUGACUGCGUGUUUUUUGCCCUCUGURCCAAUGUCCAGUAAGUAAUAUUUGUAAAUAUGAAAUCUACGUUAUUCUCUUAUUAAAAUACAGGUUCGUCCAGAAUAAAUGCAUUUUUUCUAGCUACCCUUCCGAGGACGAUUAUGAUAAUAUAGUAUGAAAGAAACGACUAAAUGGACUUUCAUCCAAAUCGUUUUUGAUCAAGAGAAGCCAAUCGUUCUUCUGUACCCAGAAGAGCCGGUCGCACAUAACCUUCUUCUCCUUCCGCAUCGGUCAGGUGAUCAAAUACAUCAACUUGAAUCAAUACAUCCCUUAAAGCUUCUGCCUUAGCGAUUAUAUCUGUCUCUUCCUGUGUAGGUUCUCUCUUUUCGCGACGUAAUGACGACGCAAUUUUGUCGGCUUCAACGCAAAGUGGGAGUGCUCGCAUCAGAUCAGAAGGUUGGUGGAUAUGACCUUCUGGGGCCAUGUAAACAUGUUCACUAAACAGGUCACGAAGUCCUGACGGAGUUGUCAAGAGCCGAGAUACUUCUUUUGUCAAAUCGUCGUUAGGAGCAUUGUAAGGUCGAGUUAUGCUUCCGAGAGGGAAGCAGCCCAUUUUCAUAACAACACUGGCAACAGUUCCAAGCGGACCUGGGAAAUUGUCAGAGGCCUCUUUAAGAGCAUCCUGGGCAUCCUUUUCYAAACGAAGCAUAGCGUGUUCUGUAAUUGCCUCGAGACCGUCUACUCCGCGAUUGCGAGAAUAGUGAUGUAGCGUGGAAUAUCCAAGGAAKAUAGCCCCCAUAGCAUCAGCAAGACGCCCCAUYAAAAGUUCUUCAAAUUUGAGACGUCCRCCUAGGGUGAAGCACAAGUCAGCAGUCAAAGCAAAAUUUGCUGACAAACGCAAGAGCUGCUUUUCGUGGUGAGCUAGUAGCUUGUCUCCGUCCCUAAAUUCCUUUUUCGAGCGAGUCAUGGAUGAAAUGGUUGAACCGACACCACGAGUGACUGAUCGGACAAAGUUGGUGGCGCCGUGGUUCACAACCUUGUAGAAUUGAGAAGUGAAUGUCUUGAUUGCUUUAUCUUCUUCUUCUAUUGGAGCUUGCAAUGAGUAUAUGAGUUCUAGCAUGUGUGGAUGGCAACGCGUCAAUCCCUGUCCAAUGAUUUGGAAGCUACGUGUCAUAAUGUUCGCCCCUUCGACAGUGAUUGCAAUCGGUAAACUCAUAUACGCAUUACCCAUAAAAUUAUUGUUGCCGCGACAAAUUGCAGCUCCACCAGCAAUAUCCAUUCCAUGUUCGACAAUUCUGCGACCGCGUUCCGUACAAUUUUGCUUCAUAAUGGAAGAGACCACCAUCGGGGCUUCAUGAUUGUCMACAAUGGCGUUCAUCAAGUCUGUCCCGGCGAUGGUUAUAAGAGCAUCGCUUCCUGCUUGUGAAAGAGCUUCUUGGAUACCUCCAAAUUCGGCAAUUGGCACCCUAAAUUGUUUGCGAACUCUCGAAUAUGCCCCAAUAGCACUGACAACUGUGCGUCCACACCCAGCUGAACCGGCUGGCAGACUGACACCUCGUCCUUCGGCCAAGCACUCUACGAACAUAUGCCAGCCGAAACCACAACGUUCCUGACCUCCCAAAAUAUUGCUCAUAGGGAUCCAUACAUUGUCUCCCUCGACYGUACCAUUCAUGAAAGCAGCAUUCAACGGCAUGUGUCGUUUUCCCAUUUCCAAGCCUGGGUGGUCACGUCUUGUAAAUGAUGAACGAAAAUAACGGGUGGUGAGUUUGAAGAUUUCAAUGAAUGAGAUGGCGUAAUUGGAAAACGACAUGAAAAAAUCUGAAACACAGCUCAAUAUUUUGAGCACGACAAAUCAAUAUACUUACUCGAGGAGUGCAACUGUAAAGCCUUCUGUUCCUUUUCCCUCCAGUAGACCCUGGGGAUCACUCAGGUUCAGCCCGAGUCCGAUGACACCAGCUACUGGUGCAAGAGUAAUGUAUCGUUUUUURAAGGAGGCUACCACACCCAAUUCGCCGUUUCUUUCUUCGACGACACAGUCACUCUGAAUGAGUGAKGUGGCGUCACUACCGGAGUGCGGACCCGUCAAUCCAAAGCAUGGAAUAAGAGUGCCGUCGGCCAACCGAGGCAAAAAAUAUUCCUUUUGGUCRUCAGUUCCGUAUCGUGCUAGCAACUCGCCAGGGCCGAGAGAGUUCGGCACGGCAACGGUGGCAUUGGCAUCGAAUGAUUGGGUAGAAAGCUUGCAAAGAAUGAGAGACACGGCGUGGGUAGAAAAGCCUUUGCCACCCCACUCUUUGGGAAUCUUUAGAGCGAAGAACCCUUCGUCUCUCAUGUAGUCCCAGCAUUCCUUGUUAAAAUCUUUCUCCAUCGAAACAUCGUGGUCGUUGAGAAGUUCACAAAGAGUAUUGACCUCGUUGUCGAGGAAAGCCUGCUCUUCGUCAGUGAGCUUUGGAUCAUAUGUAUCUACCAAGUGUUGCAAAGAAGGAUUUCCGGUAAAGAUGUCGCGGUCAAAGCCAAUGGUGCCGCAACCAAGUGCAACUUGCUCUGUUUGCGAGAUUGGAGGCAUCACACCUUUUGCCAUCCUGUAAAGACGUUUGUCGAGUGCUUUGGAAAUACCAAGGAUUGUUCGACGUUGUGCAGCAUUCUGUCUCAUGUGGUCGGAAAUUGUGGGGCUGAUAGCACGUAUAAGCUUCCUUGAAUGUCCCAUGGCAAUAGCGGACCGACGACUUGUAGUU